AUGUCAACAAACGUGCCGUCCGACGGUUUGGUGACAAUGGAUGUGGUGUUGAGACGAAGACGUUUGUUGACUGAAUCGCGACAUUCGCUCAUUUGGUCCGCUGUUAACGUGUUCUUCGCCUCAAUAGUGGCCAUCGAUUUAAACUAUUUUAUGGCAGAAAUUGAGUUAAACUCACAGCAAAUGAAAGCGUUUGGCGUCAAAGACAAUGAGUUUGGUUUCAAACAAUGCAAACCAACGGUUGAACCGCCGGUCGAUCCCAUCGUCCGCUCGCCGAACCCUAUCUUUGAGAUGAGCGCCGCAUCCGAUUUGGACAAACAUUUGUCACUCAAUUCCACACAAUUAUCCGAAGGUCUGAAUUGGACUCAAUUAGACUCAUCGUUGGACACGACGUCUCACUCGUGGCAGUUUCACGCCGGUCAGUCUCCGGACAAAAGUCUUAACGCUAGCAACGGUUCCAGCGGUGGCUUUGUUCGGCUGCGGCGGUCCACUAAUAAGGCCAAUACUAACGAAUCGUUUGUGACAAAUGAACGCGAAUUGGGUCUCUAUCUGAAAGACUUUGAACAGCGAGAACUAAGACUCGAAGAGUUAACAGGGCGCCCGAGAACGAGCAUAAUUUGCAUGGUCGCUGCCAUUCUCGGUGCCGUCAUAUUCGGUAUGAUCGCCGACCGGUGCGGUCGACGCAACACUUUGUUGGUAUCGUUAUAUCUCUUCGUUUCGGCCGCCGUUUCCCUCCAUUUCGUCACUGAUUUUCUUCAAUUCUCGAUAUUAUAUUCAUUGCAAGCAUUCUUUGCGGCGGGUAUGCAAAUAACGGCAUUUGUACUGUUGUUGGAGUUAUUCGCCACUCCCUAUCAGUUAAGGGCAUCUUUGUAUUGGACCUGUUUCUCGAUGACAGCCGUACUAUUGGUGCCGCUAUUGAUGUGGUCAAUACGGAACUGGCGAUACGUGCAGUUAGCCAUCUCUGUGCCGUGCAUAGCCUUCUUCACCUACAUCUGGCUUUUGCCGCAAUCGCCGCUAUGGCUAGUAGUCGAGGGCCGGCUCCACACCGCCGAGAAUCUCAUCGAAAGGCUGGCCCAACACAACGGCAAACACGUGUCGCCCAGUUUUCGGCUCCAUUUGCAGAAUCUAUUGAGUUGUGUGAAGAGUUCAUCGGUGUGUCAAUCGCUUCGGCACCGGAUUCUGCCAAAGUUCUCGUCGCCCGGCCUUCGGUGGCAUAUGUUUGUCCACUUCUACCUGUUUUUUGUGGUCGCACUGACCGCUCAGGUGACCGAACCGCAGACCAUACGACUCAAUGAGAACCGUUACGCCCAUCACUUUUACCACGCGCUCAUGGAUUUGGGGGCCGUUAUGUUGCUCUACCACUUCGCUGUGCGAAUAGGGCCCCGUUUUAUACAGGCGUUUGUGUUCAUAAUAUCGGGACUAAUGUUAAUGACAUCGAUUACACUCCAAGAGAUACUUCCCAAGACUUACGACACAAACGGUGAGACAAAUCAUUUUCCGCAAGACUUUGACUUUCGUCUCUUAUUAUUGCCAUCGAGUUUAAUAUUAAUGGCCAGAACUUUGGCCAUCUGUCUGCCGGCCCUCACGUGGUUUCACGCGGCGAAGACAAUGCCCACAGGAAUCAGAUGUGUAGGUCUGGCGGCGUGUUUUAGCUGGAGCAAAAUUGGACAAAUGGCUGCACCUCACCUACUGGUUCUGGCACAACUUAUCGCACCAUUUAUUCCCAUUGGUUUAUGCGGUUCUCUAUCAGUAGUGGCCGGCGGUCUAUCACUACUGUUGCCGACCUGUUAUCGUAAGCCAUUGCCUAACACUAUAGAGGAGGCCGAGAAUAAGAGGCUACCGGUGCAGCUCAAGCAUAGAUAUCCCAGUUAUCGGGACUUGAAAGACGGCAAAAUCAGUUCAAUACCCAUCUCUGGCACCAAUACUUUAAAUGGAAAUGUAUAUACAAUAGGACCCAAUGGGUUGGACAAGACUAAUGUCAAACACCAUACGGAUGGCCAGCACAUGAUUGACGGCAUUCCUGGUAGCGGUGGUCUCACUGUAUUGCCGGCACCGCAUCGGCCAAACACCGUAUACAACGACGACACCGACUCUAGGCUUUCCGAUCUCGAAGAGGAUAUUAAUGAAAGCAAUAAUUGGAGAUUAUUUGCCAAUGAGUUGAGCCGUCAGUCAAACGCCAAAAUGCUUAUCAAUCGCUUGGAUUCAUACGACGGAAGAGAAGUGGAUCUAUUGGGCCGAUCGUCGGCAAUGGGCGCUACCGUCAACGGAUACCCCAAUGGAUUGACACACAAUAUGGGUCGUAUCGGCAGAGGAGUAGAUCCAGUGGCGGAAACUAAUCUAUAA
Messenger RNA from Medioppia subpectinata, 2340 nucleotides. NCBI's taxonomy places the organism in Eukaryota, Metazoa, Arthropoda, Arachnida, Sarcoptiformes, Oppiidae. The record is from the annotation of a GenBank genome assembly.